CUAUCCUCCGUUUUAUGUUCACAAUGAACUUGGAAACAAACGGUGCAAUAAGCAGCAUUUUGGGCUGGACUUCCAUCGCAUGCUGGAUCAUAGUCUAUUCGCCUCAGCUGUAUGAAAAUUAUGCCUUGCAGUCUGGGGAAGGAUUGAGUAUUUUGUUCGUACUCGUCUGGCUGGUAGGGGACCUAUGUAAUUUUGUCGGCGCAACUUUAGCCGGCUUAUUGCCUACAGUGAUCAUUCUUGCAGUUUAUUACUCUGUUUGCGACCUCGCUCUGCUAUGCCAGGUCUAUUACUACCGCUGGAAAUAUGGUCGCCCUAUCUUCACUUCUCGAGAUGAAGGUACCCGCGAAGAAACUACCCCUCUACUGCCCGGAGAUGCCCGAAUAGAGGUCGCCCUUCCCAUGAGGGUCCUAGUUCUUCGUUACGCGGGAGCUGUCGUUUUCGUAUUUGCGACCGGUAUAUUGGCCUGGUGGGUAAGUGGAGGGGCUGCAGAAGACGAAGAGCCCCGUGAUAUACCCACCCGCCUUAAAUGGACCGUACAGAUUCUUGGUUGGACUAGUGCGGUAUUAUACCUGGGUGCACGUCUACCACAAAUAGCCAAAAAUUUCCAGACACGGUGUGUAGGACUUUCGCCAGCGCUAUUCUUCUUCUCCAUCUUUGGCAAUGUCACUUACGCGCUGUCGAUAUGCGCAAAGAGUAUGGACAAAGAUUACUUGGUGACGAACGCUAGUUGGUUAGCAGGUAAGGCCCGAGGUUUCGGCAAAGGUCUCUUUAUUUGAAAAUAGUCCGACUGAUACCCGGGAGCAGGAAGUGGGCUGACCGUGUUCCUCGAUAUCAUCGUGAGUCACGCCGGGGAGAUAUUCACGCCAGCUGACGAUCUCCCAGAUACUGUGCCAGAUAUUCUCUUUCCAGUAUCUGCCCGCCUUACGAAAAGCACACGUUGGUCCCGAAAGCUG
Molecule: messenger RNA, 953 nt
Organism: Guyanagaster necrorhizus
Lineage: Eukaryota; Fungi; Basidiomycota; Agaricomycetes; Agaricales; Physalacriaceae
Product: PQ-loop-domain-containing protein
Exons: 6
Coding region: 15-776 (253 amino acids)
Cellular component (GO): membrane
Source: RefSeq, a predicted model, not a curated record